Pantherophis guttatus is the source of this 777-nucleotide messenger RNA. RefSeq lists its product as uncharacterized. Lineage: Eukaryota; Metazoa; Chordata; Lepidosauria; Squamata; Colubridae. The record is from RefSeq and is a predicted model, not a curated record.
AGCCCAGCAGUGGCCAUGGAUGUCCGGAGAGACUCUUGGUUCCUGGUCAUUGCCUGGUCAUUGCUGGACGGGCCCUUCUCCAACGGGGAGAGCCAGGGCACAAAUGGCCCUUGUGAGCAGCAGCUGCGAUUUCGGCACAGCAGCGUCGAGAGUGGCGGGCCUUGGCUGUCCACCCUGGCUCUGCUCAGCAGCAUCGGCGCCAUUUGGCUAUUCGUCUUCUACGCCAUCCGCUGCUUGUGCCUCAGGAGAAACCAGUGCACGCAGGAGCUGGACGAGGGAAUAGAGAAACGCUGGGAGGAGGUCCAGACGUCCUGUCCAGAAGAAGACGGGGACCAAUCGUGCGGCUACCAAUCUCAGGUCCUCGUCCCUGCCCAGUCCGAGUUCGGAUCCAAACCUCCAGGCACCAACCCCACCCUCCAGGCGUAUUCCCACCAGCUGGCCUGCAUGGAGCAGGAACUGGAGCAUUUCCUAAGUGAGGUGCGCAACAGGCAGGGCACCCUGGGGGGCAAGGCAGGGAAGGAGAGGGACCCCCCGAAUCUGAAGAAGUGGAGCGCGGACAAACUGCGCAUCACCGUCUAUGAAAUUGCCGACAGCGAGCAGCCGGACCAGGCGUGGGGCAGAGGACGCAAGAGGAAGUUCAAGUAGAGAAAGGGGCACCGUGAAACUUUGAGGUGUGCCCAGUGGGCGGCUGGCAGCCGGAAUGAAGGGGGCUCAGGAGUCACUGAGUAUCAUGAUUUGUCUUGGCACAUUUAUUAACAAUAAAUUAUGAAUCCAAUC